This is a messenger RNA of Ilyonectria robusta, 840 nucleotides long. RefSeq lists its product as uncharacterized. Bases 1 to 840 code for a protein of 279 amino acids. The transcript is spliced from 3 exons. The record is from RefSeq and is a predicted model, not a curated record. Lineage: Eukaryota; Fungi; Ascomycota; Sordariomycetes; Hypocreales; Nectriaceae.
AUGGCAAACAACGUCUACUAUUUAUACUAUGCUCCAACGUGGGACUGGCCUCCGGAAGACCCGAUCAAACUAGGCAACGUCCUCAUGUCGGUAAAGAAGCCAGAGCAGCCGCUUCACACAGCGCCGCUACCGACUGUUGACGAGAUCUUCUCGUCGGACAAAUAUGAGGUGGAAUACACCAAAGAAAAGCUCAGAAAGGGCGGGGUUUCUAUCUUGGCCACCUUUCUGAGCAUCCUCGGCGUCGGCGUCGGUUUGUUAACUCUCGAUAGUAACGAAGAGAUUUACUCCUUCAAGCGAGUUGAGACUACUCAUUUUGUCCCGAAACACGACUACAUACAAAAAUGCAUCGAAGCGCCGGCAGUACGAGCCCACUUGGAACGAGGCCGCUAUCGCAAACCCGUAUAUAUCGUCACUGGACUCAAUACCGUCUACGGCUCCAAGGCCAAGUCGCACACUUCCCAACCACACGGCGGCAACGCCUCAGUCGCAUUCGAGGGCACGGGGUGGAGUGGCGGCGCGGUGCCUCCGGGUGUUGAAGGGCGGCAUGAGACGACACGGGGCACAUCAUGGCAGGACAGCAGCGAUUUUGCGUUUGCCUUUCGGGCACGCAAGUUCCAUGUGAGUCGGAAGACGCAGGCGGUAAAGAAGAGUGACCACUACACCAGGGGCGCGCUGCUAGAGAUACAGAAGGUGGCGGAAAGCCUUCCAGAGCUUAUUGUUACGUCUCAGGAAGAGUCCACAGCCGACGACGAAUGCUAUGACGAGAAUGGGUUAAUGGAGGGGAAUAGAGUUGUACGUUUCGCUGUACCUAAACCUGAGGACUCCGAAGAGGAGUUGUAA